Knipowitschia caucasica is the source of this 813-nucleotide messenger RNA. The record is from the annotation of a GenBank genome assembly. Lineage: Eukaryota; Metazoa; Chordata; Actinopteri; Gobiiformes; Gobiidae.
AUGAGAUCCUUUUGGGGAGAACGCGUCUCUGGCCACGUCUGCACCUCUGCUCUCCCUGUGCACUGCUACAUUUUGGGGAUAAUGGAGCCUCUCAGUCCUGGUGCAGAUCUCGGCCCUGAUCUGAGCUCUCUGUGUCGCUCUGAGGAAACAUCUGCAAGGAGGAAACUGGACAAAUCUGGAUCUCAAACCAGACCUGGUCCCAGCUGUGAGUCUCUGAAGAGCGACAGGUCCAAAGAUGCGAUAAUCAACUUUAAAAGGGGGAAACUGGACAAAUCUAGAUCUAAAACCAGACCUGGUCCCAGCUGUGAGUCUCUGAAGAGCGACUGGUCCAAAGAUGCGAUAAUCAACUUUAAAAGGAGGAAACUGGACAAAUCUGGAUCUCAAACCAGACCUGGUCCCAGCUGUGAGUCUCUGAAGAGCGAUUUGUCCAAAGAUGCGAUAAUCAACUUUAAAAGAUCCUUUUGGGGAGAACGCGUCUCUGGCCACGUCUGCACCUCUGCUCUCCCUGUGCACUGCUACAUUUUGGGGAUAAUGGAGCCUCUCAGUCCUGGUGCAGAUCUCGGCCCUGAUCUGAGCUCUCUGUGUCUCUCUGAGGAAACAUCUGCAAGGAGGAAAGUGGAAAAAUCUGGAUCUCAAACCAGACCUGGUCCCAGCUGUGAGUCUCUGAAGAGCGACAGGUCCAAACCGUUGUCAAUCGACUUUAAAAGGGACUCGAACCCUCACCCUGCUCUGAGCUGUGGCUCCAGCCUCAGUGACAGCUCUAAAGACUGGCUCGAAGAGUUUAAGAACAGUCCACCUGAGAACAUGGGGUAA